Hevea brasiliensis (rubber tree) is the source of this 591-nucleotide messenger RNA. RefSeq names its product cyclin-dependent kinases regulatory subunit 1. NCBI's taxonomy places the organism in Eukaryota, Viridiplantae, Streptophyta, Magnoliopsida, Malpighiales, Euphorbiaceae. Gene Ontology annotation, biological process: regulation of mitotic cell cycle. Gene Ontology annotation, cellular component: SCF ubiquitin ligase complex; cyclin-dependent protein kinase holoenzyme complex. The coding region runs from base 85 to 330 and encodes 81 amino acids. The record is from RefSeq and is a predicted model, not a curated record. Gene Ontology annotation, molecular function: ubiquitin binding; histone binding; cyclin-dependent protein serine/threonine kinase activator activity. The transcript has 3 exons.
AUCAAUUAUAAGUCUUGAAGAAAACUGGACAACCGACUUGAAAGUGGAAUUUGAUUGAGACUAAAAUCCCUAGUAGAGUGGAAGAUGGGUCAGAUCCAGUACUCCGAGAAGUAUUUCGAUGACACUUAUGAGUACAGGCAUGUGGUGCUCCCUCCUGAAGUGGCAAAGCUUCUUCCAAAGAAUCGGCUUCUCUCUGAAAAUGAAUGGCGUGCUAUUGGUGUUCAGCAGAGCCGUGGUUGGGUCCACUAUGCAAUUCAUCGCCCUGAGCCACAUAUCAUGCUCUUCAGGAGGCCCUUGAACUAUCAGCAGCAGCAGGAGAAUCAAGCUUAGCAAAAUAUGCUUGCUAAAGUGAUCAGUUUUACCUCCCGAUAUGUGGAAAAUGUCAAAUACAAAAUAGUUUGGUUUAUGCUCUGCGUAAGCAGUAUGAAACAUGGAUAAUUUGGAAUUUCCUAGUGUUCUGUUGUAAUUCUCUCCUUUGGAGAAUUUCAUUAUGGGUUCUUGUUUCUUUCUUUAUUAACUCUGACCUUGAUGUUUUGGUGUUAUUGGCAUCACUUGAUUAGAUAUAUGAUACUUUCUUGUGUGUUGGUUGGA